Messenger RNA from Ooceraea biroi (clonal raider ant), 1887 nucleotides. It is a transcript of the gene Sin1, whose product is annotated as SAPK-interacting protein 1. NCBI's taxonomy places the organism in Eukaryota, Metazoa, Arthropoda, Insecta, Hymenoptera, Formicidae. Gene Ontology annotation, cellular component: cytoplasm; TORC2 complex; plasma membrane. Gene Ontology annotation, molecular function: phosphatidylinositol-4,5-bisphosphate binding. The record is from RefSeq and is a predicted model, not a curated record. Gene Ontology annotation, biological process: TORC2 signaling.
AUGGCUCUCUACGACAAUCAACACUGGCUCCUAUCGCACAUUAGGGACAGUUUCCUUUCCACGGACGACACAGGUGUGCUUCUGAAUCUAGGUAUGUGCGAAAUGGUGAUGCUCGGAGAAGAUAUUCCCAAGCAAUUGAAGGCGAACGGAAUACUGCAAUGUUAUCCUGGCAUGGAAGAGAGCGAUGACGAUGAGGAUCUGGAUGCGCUAGCGGAAUCCUACGAUAUACAAAUGGAUAUGGAAUUCAGCCACAGACAGAGAUCCAACACUGCACAGAGGCUAGAGAAGAUGGAUAUAGAGAGGAAGAAGGCUGCCAAAGUCAAACACGUCAAGUGGGAGCACAAUCCUAAUGUUAUCGCAUGUAAAGACCCAACGGAAUUGUUUCAGAGAAAGGACUUCCGUAGGAAGAUGCCGCUGAAAAGAGGACAAUCUCUCCUGUCAGAGCAGCUUGAGAAAUGUCCGAAUUUACCGCAUAAUUCGUUCAAGGAAUACGCCAAGUUCGAUGGCAACGCGCUGGUGGGCGUGCCCGUGAGGAAAUAUAGGAUAUUCAUGUGCAUGCUGCCGAGGGAAGAGAGAAUAUAUCCACUGCAAGUGAUGGUGACGGCGUCCGCGCGGGUGUUGGACUUUGUCGGAUUGAUUUGCUACAAAUAUGCAAGUGAACAUCCCGAUCAUAAUUUGAAGGAGGACAUCUCGCGCUACGGCCUGUACAUCACCGAGGACGACGGCGAGGUGGAUUGGGCGUUCCCCUGCCUAGACCCGCGGGAGACCAUCUCCAAAUUCGAGUUCACUACGCUGGGUCUGAUCGAGAUGAAGCCGAGCGACCGGGCGCGACACAACACGAUCAGCUGCAUCGAGAGGAAGGACGAAGAGGACCUGGAGGGUAAAGACAAGGAGCAGGAGGAAGUCGCGAACGAUUUGGCCAAGAUGGAGGGUCACACCACUGCGAUGGAAGCACCACUGUAUCAAUCGUAUAGGGUGCACAUAAUUAACAAGAUGCGAGCGAAAACUGAGAUACACCUGGGAAUUUCGGGAGAGAAGAUCGAGAUAGAUCCAGUGAUAACGGGCAAAGGAGCGGCGAGAUUCUGGAACAGGCAGCGCGCGGUCAGCUAUCACAUCGACAACAUCGCCUGGUGCGAAGUGACCGAGACCAAAGGAUCGAAAACGAUGUUCACACUGGUUUAUACCCCUCAGUCCAGCGUUCCGGACAGUUUUCUGAGCCAGAGUCACUCGCUUCAUCAGUCGGCCUCGUUUAAAAAUCACGACUUCGAGGCGGAUUCCGUAACGGCCGAGGAGAUCGUGCGGAAGAUCAAUCACAUUUUGGAGCUGCACAGCAGCCACUCCAGGAAGGAGUACCUCGCGCAGAAAGAGAGGAAGGCGGCAAGGAGGAAGAGUUUUCAUCUACACAGAUGACAACUCUACUGGCUAUUCUGCGCGAUUCUCGACUACCUAAAGCAUUGAGCGGUUACACCCUGCGGGGCAAGACGCGAUCAAGGAUCACCGAGCUCCAGAAAUGCCCUCGAUGUACGAUCGAGUCGGCAUUUAUGGAGCUCGUUGAUAAUCCAGAAUCGAAGGAAACUAGACGUGGACGUAGUCCCCCGUAUUCUGUGAAUGUAAAGUUUAAUUGUAUGAUAUAUCGGUAAAUUAUUUCAUAUUUAUUAUGCACCUCGUCUCUGUGAAUCAUGGACGUGCACCAUGAAUCCAAUCAUCACACGCAAUAUGUAUUGUACAAUCAAUCGUGUGUAGUGUCGUCGUAUUUAAUUAUAAUUUAAAUGUUAUUUAUAUUUUUACUACGAAGUUCUCCUAUUAUGUGUGUGUGUGUGUGUGUGUGUGUGUGUGUGUGUGUGUGUGAGAAGUACGGUAGUAUUGCAAGAAUAAACCAAUAAUACU